Messenger RNA from Gadus morhua (Atlantic cod), 4329 nucleotides. RefSeq names its product Smith-Magenis syndrome chromosome region, candidate 8b (gene smcr8b). Bases 660 to 3404 code for a protein of 914 amino acids. The transcript is spliced from 6 exons. The record is from RefSeq and is a predicted model, not a curated record. NCBI's taxonomy places the organism in Eukaryota, Metazoa, Chordata, Actinopteri, Gadiformes, Gadidae. Gene Ontology annotation, molecular function: GTPase activator activity. Gene Ontology annotation, cellular component: guanyl-nucleotide exchange factor complex.
GCUGGGCUGCUCGCUUGAGAUUGUAAUGUUUCUUAUUGACAGCCCAUGAAGUACGUUUGUUCUGCGGAUCAGAUAAGGAAAGAAAGAGGAAGGCAUCUCCGGGACCACGUUUAACCUUGUGAUCAGCCCGACUGCCUGAAGGAAACUUUCGCUUCUCCUUUUUAUGAACAAACCUUUAUAACCGAGCGCCUCUUGUACUAGUUAGUGCAAAUAUGAUCGCGAUUCGCUUUUUUCUCCCUUUCAACAAACGGGUUGUUGUGACUAGGCCUUCAAUUGAAUCAAAUGUUUGUAUUUCUUCAAUGGAUGUAGGAACUUAAUGUCGGUCCACGGAUGUUGUUUAACUGUACAUGAAAUCCCCUUUCGCCAGGCUUUAAUGGAGCGGGUGCAAAAGCUGACUCAUUGAGGUCCGUCACUGGAGCUCAAGAGCACAAGCUCAACCACAAGAUCACCUGAUCUCAAACGAUGCAAGUCUACAACCGUCCAGUGAUCCUUGCUGUGUAUACUUUUCGUGGCAUGUCAACUGUAUUUCAAUUGGAGAACCAUAUUUCUGAACGAACAUCGUAGGUUUUCAGACCGUCCGGUACAAGAUCUCCAUGGGUUGAACCGUACCGCCAGAACUUCUUCAUCAUCAUCUUCAGGGUCAUCGCCACCGAGUGACGAUGAUCGGUUCCCCCGACCUCUUAGUCUUCAGAGGUGGGGAGGGCUUCGUGGAGGCCAGCCACCACCAGGACACAAUGCCAAACGAGCUGUCGCUCCCUCUGGUGGCCCCCUCCAACCCCUGGUCCACCGCAGCCCAGUUCCACAGAGACUUCAUACUGGUGGCUGAAUUCUCAGAGCAGGUGGGCCCCCAACCGGUGAUGACCAUCCCGGACGAUCCCCUGGUCCUGGGUUCCUUUGACCUCAACCACUUCUCCGUGCGCAUCAUGUCGGUGGACUACCAGGCGGCGUUCCCGGCCCCCGCCAACCCCUCCGCUUACCCCGGCCCGCGCAUCAACUUCACGGAGGACUCCCGGGUGGUGAUGGGCGACUCGGCCAACGGAGCCUUCGCCUACGUCCAGCACAUGACCCUGUACGACCUGGAGGCGCGGGGCUUCGUGCGGCCCUUCUGCAUGGCCUACGUGUCGUCGGACCAGGGCAAGCUGAUGGAGCGCUUCGGCGAGCUGUCGGCCUGCUUCACCCGGGCCUCGGACAGCCUGAAGACGGGCAACCGCCGCGCCUUCGCCAGCGAGCUGCAGAGGAAACUUCAGGAGCUUGAGUACACCCGAUUGAGUCUGCAGCAGGGGGCGGAGCUUCCGAACACCGCCGAGGGGACCCCCCACGUUGGCGAGACGGACGACGACGAGCUUGAGGCUCUGGAACGCUCCAUCCUGAACUACCGGGAACUCCUGCGACAGGUGUCGUCCUACCCCAACAGGAAGCUGAAGCAGCCCGGCUUCCUGCCCUACGACCCGACCGACCACCUCGCUGAUCCUUUCUCGCCGUUGCCCCCCAUGGCGGCGGCGGCCUAUCCCCCCGGCCCCACCUCCUCCGUCGCCAGGCUGGAGCGGCGGCUGAAGACCCUGGAAGAGCUCAGCGACGCCUACUUUGUGUCCGUCACCGUGGAGCAGCUGACGGACACGGAGCGCCGUCUCCGCGGCGACCGGAGCGCGCUGCACAACGCCCGCUUGAUACGCGACCUCUCCAGGAGGCUUCCGCUGACCAACUUCCUGUUUGAUCACUGGGAUCCAGACGAGGGCCAGAGGGAGCGAGAGCAGGAGGAGGAGGAGGAGAAGGAGGAGAAAGGACCGUGGCCGAGUCUGGAGAGAUUCUUCUCCUGCACGGAGGAGCCCCACCUCGGGCCUCGGGUGGAGACGGAGGGCAGGGGAUCCCCCGCCGCGGAGGAGAGGGGCGUGGCAGAGAUGGCGGGCAGCGUGAGCAGCGGGGACAGCAUCGAGGUGCUGGGAACGGAGAGGUCGUACCGGACCCAACAGGCCGUCACGGGGGAGGACCACAGAGAAACAGCCUUUGUGAGGAAUGAGCUCUGCUUCAGACACGCGCCGCCAGAAGCGGCGUGCAGCCAGCGUGUGCGUGCGUACGCAAUCCGCGGCAUCAGCGAGGACAGCAUCGAGGUCCUCAGUACCACCGACUCAAUCAUUAACCCGGAGGACCUGCAGGCCAUCACGGAGGAGGAUUCGGAGGACCAACCGACGCCGUACAGCAGCCUGGACCCGGAGCCACCGGUCCUGGGAGCAGGCGGUGAUGAGGGGGCAAACAGUUUCAGGGAUUUAAUGGAGCAGGUGACGAUCCUGCGGGACGAGCGCAAGGAACCGCGGCGGAACGUCAGGGACAGAGGGAAAUAUUUGUCCCUGCGAAUCGAGGGGGAUUCACUCCACAGAGGAGAGGGCUCCGCAGCCCAGGGAGAUACGGGGGCAGGCCAUAGUGCAGGGAGAGAGCCGGUGCGUGAAGACGUCAUGCCGGAGAUCACAGCCAUGCAUCAAGUUGCUGAAAGAGCAGUAGCAGUUCCCUCCAUGUCUCCGACCCGGCUCAGAGGUGAGACAAUGGCGUCGGACCACCACGUGAAGUUUUCCUUCAAUCUGCCGCUGAGCGCUGCGUGGCCGCCGCCGUGUACUCGGACCAGGACCUCGAGUGUCGACGAGGCGUCCCAAUCCACCAGCUCCUCAAAAUCACCUACCCAUACACCAGACGUCAACCUCCUCCUUAACCAGGGGAGAAAGAGAAAGGCCGGCCUCAGGGCUCUGAGAUUCAUCCAGCAGAACUCGUUUUCCCAGCAUGCCGUGUUUUGUCUGCUCAGUGGCCGGCCACUGAUAGUGAUUGGAGGAGAUGAGAGUCGUGUGAGGAAGUUGGUUUCGGCGCUCGCCCUGUUCCUGCCCGCACCCGGUCCAGAUAGGAACAAUGUGCUGCCUUUCUUAGCCAAGCCCCUUCAACUGACGGACCUGCUCACAUGGAGGCUCAUUGGCCUACAUAGAACUUCCUCUGCCACAUCAUUGGCUGUUCUCCACUCUCUGGCUCGAUACAGCCGUUACCUGGCCCUGCUGGACCUGGAUCAGAGGACGCUGCGUUGCCCGACCUACUCAGGCUCCCUGAUUGGCCGAAUAGCUAACCGUCACUCCAGCAUAUGCAGGGGCAGGACAUAUCUGCUCCACCUGGAGAGCUGCUUGACCGCCCUGGCCAAUCAGGCGUUGCUGUACACGUUUCAUCCAGUCUUUGGUCGUGACGGGGAUGAUAACGUUGGUGAUGGAGAAGCCCUGCUUCUGGCGCGCGGGUUCUGCAGCAGUGAGGACGAUCUGAGAGUGAUGCGUUUCCUGUCUGAUUUAAUCAAACAGUACCAUGCAGGGCGUGGCCCACCGGUCCUGAUUGUGUCUUACAGACCGACGCAGAUCCACAAACAUAUGACUGCGACAUAAUCAUGUUUUUCAAAUUUGAAAAGUAUUUUGAUAGACCAGACCCUUUUCACCCUGGCGUCAUUGUAGGAUAGCAAACUCCCCCAUGACAAUGAAAAAGCAGACUCGUUUUAAAAAAAAUAUGUAAGGAAUGCCACAAAUGUUCCUCUUAUAAACUAAAUUCACAUUUUAUUCUGCAAUAGAAAAAGCUGCAAUGUUUUAAAAUGUUUUUCACCCAUAUUGCUCCAUUACCUUUUUUUCAAUAUAUAACAGCUCAGGUGCAACACAGCAUUGGUUUGAACAUAACCACCACCAACAUGGCAGCUUUAGAAAAUAGAUGAGACGUUAACGUUAAGUUACACUUGAAAAAGAAGACUAUGAAUACACUUCAAACACCACCAAUGCAAAUCAAAUAAGCCACAAAAGUCUUCUGAAGCCGUCAUCACAUCCUGGUGUCCAUGUUGGCCGUGUUCCUAGCAUGAAUCCAUGCAGAGACAACUUUCUCCUAUACCAGAGUUCAAAUCUCCAGUCAAGUGUUGUAGGGAUUGUCAGCAACAGUGAGAGCAUGGAUAUGCUCAGUGGGAGGAUAUGAAGACAUUCAAGGGGUUCCAGAAGGAUGUAAAGAACAUGGUGAGGCAGUACAGACCGUUGAUUUCAACAACUGCUUAUGUACUACAGACAAAUCCACAAGGCACCUGUACACUCAGCCACUGGUACUUGAGAGGGUAGACCACGAUCCAUUGUUUCACCGCAGGUGAUCAGGUCUUGGGGAGGGAAAUAGACACAGCUUGGGUCAGUGAAGGGUACAUCUACUGUGGCCUGUGAACCUCUCAGCAACUCAAACCCUUUUCCAUCAAAACCCUGCCAAUGUGCUUUCAAAAUGUGACCCGUUAACCCACCUGUGGAAUUAUUUUAAUGCUUUAUAAAGAAAACAUUAAUUGAUGCAAAA